CCUCAGAGAAAAUCAACGGUCUGGAACAAACCAGCAAUUAAAAAAACUCAACCUCGAAUCCCCCCUCACCCAACAACCCCGUCCCUCGUCAACACCUACAAUACUACCAAAACCCAUCUCACGAACCCCUCCCCCCCAAAAAAAUGGCCGACGACGGCCUCCUCCUAAAUUUCACCCUAGGAGGCGACACCGUGCUCAACGCCACCACCACAAAAGUCAAAGGCGGCACAUGGCGGGACCGGCUCAGCGCAAAGAAGAUCGCGGCGCACCGGAAGACGCCGCGCGACCCGAACGCGCCCAAGCCCGAACACACGAGCAAGAACCCCAACCGGAUCGCCGUCUCAUCGCGGCCGGUGAAGCGCCAACGGACGGACGACAGCACCACCAACAACAACUCCGGCCCAAACAACCAUACCCGCGGCAAUCAAAACCAGUCGGCGCGGCCGUUCGUCUCCUCGCUUUUCACCAAGAAUCCUGUCCCCCAGAAUGCGGAGGCCGAGCCUAAGGAUGGAGAGGAGGGGGUGGAGGUGGAGGAGGCGAAGCCGACGAACGCGCCGCUGAUCGAUGGGCUGGAUACGUUUACGAAUCUGGGGUUGUCGGAAGCGCUGGCGGCGCAUCUGCUGACGAAGUUGGGGGUAAAGGCGCCGACGGCGAUUCAGAAGGCGUCGAUCUCGCAGCUGCUCAAGGAGGAGAGCGAUGCGUUUAUCCAGGCGGAGACGGGGUCGGGGAAGACGAUGGCGUAUCUGCUGCCGUUGGUGCAGCGGCUGAUGAGCAUCUCCAAGGCGUCGGCGGGCGGGAAGGACGGGUUGGCGAUUGGGGGGGCGCCCGCCUCCUCCGGCGGCGCGGAGUCGUCGGUCGUGCAUCGAGAUAGUGGGUUGUUUGCCAUUGUGCUGGCGCCGACGCGCGAGCUGUGCAAGCAGAUUGCGGUCGUGUUGGAGGGCUUGCUGCGGUGCGCGCACUGGAUCGUGGCCGGCACGGUGAUCGGUGGCGAGAAGAAGAAGUCCGAGAAGGCGCGGCUCCGGAAAGGGUUGAAUAUCCUGGUCGCGACGCCGGGUCGGUUGGCGGAUCAUCUGGAGAACACGCAGGCGCUGGAUGUGAGUAAUGUGCGGUGGUUGGUGCUGGACGAAGGUGAUCGGUUGAUGGAGCUGGGGUUCGAGAAGGAGCUGCAGGGUAUCAUUCAGAAGCUGGACGCUCGGCAGCGCCCCUGUCGCAUCCCCGGGGUGCCGGCCAAGCGCACGACGAUCCUGUGCUCGGCGACGUUGAAGAUGAACGUGCAGAAGCUGGGCGAGAUCAGUCUGAAGGACGCGAUCCACGUGCAGGCGGACCCCGCCGACGAGGACCCCGAGGCCGUCAAGAACAAGGACGAGGACGAGGCGUUCCGCGUCCCCGCGCAGCUGAAGCAGUCCUACGCGAUCGUCGCCGCCAAGCUGCGGCUGGUCUCGCUGACGGCGUUCCUGAAGCGGACGUUCAUGCGCAAGGGCUCCGUGAUGAAGGCGAUUGUCUUCGUCUCGUGUGCGGACUCGGUGGAUUUCCACUACGAGCUCUUCACGCGCAAGCUCAAGGCCGAGGAAGACGACAACAAGAAGGACAGCGACGGAAGCUCCGACAGCGACGACAGCUCCUCGUCGAGCGAGGAUGAAGAUUCCGACAACGACAAGAAGCCAGCCACCAAACCCAACGAGCACGGCACCGUCGCCCUGGCCACCGCGUUCUCCAACCCCUCCAACCCCGUGAUGCUGCACCGACUGCACGGCUCGCUGCCGCAGCACGUGCGCACGGCGACGCUGGGCGCGUUCGCGCGCAGCCGCGAGGCCUCGGUGCUGAUCUGCACGGACGUGGCGUCGCGUGGUCUGGAUCUGCCCAACGUGGACCUGGUGGUCGAGUACGACCCGGCGUUCAGCGCGGAGGACCACCUGCACCGGAUCGGGCGCACGGCGCGUCUGGGCCGCGACGGACGGGCGCUGCUCUUCCUGAUGCCCGGCUGCGAGGAGAACUACGUCGACAUCCUGAAGCGCGGGUACCGCGACGGCGGCAAGGCGCUGACGCGGCUGAACGCGGACGACAUCCUGAAGCGCGGGUUCGGCGGCAACGUGCAGGCGCAGAGCAAGGACUGGGAGGUCAAGACCACGGACUGGCAGAUGGACGUCGAGCGCUGGGCGGUCGACCACCCGCAGUACCUGGAGAUGGCGCGCCGCGCGUACCAGUCGCACAUCCGCGCCUACGCGACCCACAUCGCCAGCGAGCGCCACAUGUUCAACAUCAAGGAGCUGCACCUGGGCCACCUGGCCAAGAGCUUCGCGCUGCGCGACCGGCCCAGCAAGAUCAACGUGCCGGGCCUGCGGCAGAGCAGCAGCGACGCCAAGAAGGACUUCAAGGCGGCGCGCAGCGGCAGCAGCAGCAGCACGGCGGGCGGGAAGAAGCGCAAGGCCGGCGAGGAUGACGGGGACCGGGGCGCCGCGGAUGUGUCUCUGGCGGCGCAGAAGAUGAGAGCCAAGAUGAAGGAGCACAUGGCGGGGGCCAACGACAUAACACCCCUCCUUAUGCCACUUCAAAACCGCCACCUCCUUCAGCGUCUUACACGAAUAAACCCGGACCCUGGAAUCCCACCCAGCCGUCGCCAAGAUGCGCCCAUCGGACCGCACCCUCAGCCCCUGCUGCCCGGCAUGCCGCCUGCCCGCUGCAAGACCCUGCUGCUGCUGCUGCUGCUGCGGACCCAGACCCUGGAAGGGGACGGGAGACCGGAAGACCAUCACGCGGCCGUCCUCGUACGCGGCCGCGACGUGGAGGUCCCGCCCCUCGGGGCCAAGAAAGAGGGUAAGCGCCAUGACCAUGCCGGUUUUGACCUCGCCGUCGGCGGGGAUGGUGCAGACGCGCCGCUCGGUGGGGAGGUGGAACAGGUCGAUGGCGCCGGAGUUGAGGGCGUUGGGGACGGCGAUGAGCUCGGCCUCCGCUCCUCCAUCCCCAUCCCCAUCCCCAUCCGAAGGCACAGCCACCGGCCCAGACAGCAGCGCGGAGAGAUCCACCCACGCAAAGGCACAAAAGUUCAACGCGUUCACAGGCAGCGAGUGCACCAACCACGGCUGCCUGCCCGCGCCCGCACCCGCACCUGCCCCUUGCCCUGCCUCUCCUCCCGUCUCCGCCGGAGGGCCCGUGGAAGCAGCACCCCCAAGAGAAUCGACCGGCAACCCCCUUCGCAAAUCUACCUCCUCAGCAACGCUGAACCGCCACACCCCCAACUUGUGAUCGCGGCCAUGUCUGUCUUUCAUCAGCAAACCAAAUCUCUCAAAAAGCCCCUCAAUUCCUAA
Messenger RNA from Aspergillus brunneoviolaceus CBS 621.78, 3305 nucleotides. RefSeq names its product putative ATP-dependent RNA helicase (gene dbp7). Lineage: Eukaryota; Fungi; Ascomycota; Eurotiomycetes; Eurotiales; Aspergillaceae. Gene Ontology annotation, cellular component: nucleus. The coding region runs from base 144 to 3305 and encodes 1053 amino acids. The transcript has 4 exons. Gene Ontology annotation, biological process: ribosome biogenesis. The record is from RefSeq and is a predicted model, not a curated record. Gene Ontology annotation, molecular function: nucleic acid binding; ATP binding.